Dicrocoelium dendriticum is the source of this 1269-nucleotide messenger RNA. Lineage: Eukaryota; Metazoa; Platyhelminthes; Trematoda; Plagiorchiida; Dicrocoeliidae. The record is from the annotation of a GenBank genome assembly.
UGAGAGUUGAUCGCACACGAAAAAAAGAAGAGAGAAUAAAGUGCUGCGGGCCAACAAAAUAUAACCACUUGUGCACUUGACCACAUGCAUUUUCAGGCACCAUUAACUCCGUUCUCAAAAGCGUUAUCUAAGGACUGUGCUGUUCGAAACAUUAUUAUCACAUUUUGAACGGUUAAAUGAUCUUUUAUGGAAAGCUUAAACAAACGCAAUGUGCAACAAGUUCUGAUAGCUCUUGGAAGUUUGUUCCAAAGCUUUGAGCAGUGUAUUAAGAAGAAACGCUCCCUAAUUCGCGUAUUGAACUUUGGAAUCAUGACCGUUGUCUCCUUAUUUCGUAGCUCGUAUCUAGUGUUAACGGACAUAUGGACACUGUGCAUGUGAUGGUGAAUUAUUCUGUACAGGAAACACAAGUUCAUCUUCAUUAUCCGUAGCCAAAGUCAUCUUGGAGGAAUAUCCGCACAGCUUCUUUGUAAAGCGUCGCUGUACCCUCUCAAGAGCAUGCUGGUCAGAUUUCCGCAGAUUCGACUGUAGUAGUGAGCAGUAUUCCAUGCCAGUACUCAAAGUUUGUCGCGUACCUCACCCGGGUCGCAAGUCACUACAACUUGAUGUUUCCAGCAUGAGGACAAGCGAUUUUAUCGAGGCGAAAAUACAGCAACGGCCUGUUUUGCUAAUAGCGAAGGAUGGAUGUCCAAAUAGCAAAACCAUUGAGGGUAUUCUAAAUGGCUACCAGUUAAAUGCCAAAAGGAUGGAUACUUAUGAGGUCCUCUAUAUCGAAUCACGGAAGGACUGCAGCGCAAUAGAAACAUAUCUUUGGCACAAGCUUUUAUACAAGCAGAGACAAGUACGACCCGGUGUUGUUACAUAUCCUCCCAACCAGUUGGUUCCGCAUUUGUUCGUAGACGGAGUGCACAUCGGCGGCUUUAAAGAAAUCUUACUACUGUAUCAAAGUGGCAAGUUGGAAGAAAUGUUGAGGAAAGCGGGAAAAAAGUGCAUCCAACUUUUGUAGUCAACAACAAUACAGAAGAACUCUGUUACUUGUUCGAGUUUGAAUGGUUCCAACGGUGUCUCAACGACUUUCGCCAUAGUUUGGCGAGUUUGGAUUAUUGUGUGAAUUUGCUGUGUAUUUUAUUGAGUAAAAUGACGAGUCUCGGGAGAAAAUAAAAGUCGAUAAAUGGAUGGCAAAAUAACCCCGACAGUCAUCAUCGAUCUUGUCUAAUAUCCCAAUGUAAGCCGGUUAAAUUUAAAGGAAAAAUAGUAUGCUGUUCUUGAUUA